AUGGACAUUCAAAGAAGAGUUGAUUCAAAGAUUCAAGGCCCGCCCAACAAAAACCACAAAAAGAAUGUUAGAACUGAUUUAGUCAUUGUGUUGUUUAUCAGUGUGAAGGAGAUAGUGGAAAGGCAUCACCUGCACUCUAAGAACCUCCAGAAACUUGAUGAACCUUCGCUCGAGCUGCAGCUAGAGAACGGCAACUAUGCCAGGUUGAACAAGGAAGUCAUCGAGAAGAGCCAUCAACUGAGGAGAAUGAGAGGAGAAGAUCUUCAAGGGUUAAGUAUAGAGGAAUUGCAGCAGCUAGAGAAAUCCCUUGAAACUGGAUUGAGACGUGUGUUAGAAAGAAAGGGUGAACGAAUUAUGGAGGAGAUUGGCGCCCUUCAAAGAAAGGGAUUACAAUUGGAGGAGGAGAAUGAACGAUUGAGACAGCUGGUGAACUUAUCCAAAGGCCAGAGGCAUUUUGCCCCUGAAUCUGAGAACAUGGUCCAUGAAGAAGGCCAAUCAUCAGAAUCAAUUACUAAUAUCUCUAGCUCCUUUGGUCCACCUCAAGAUAACGACAGUUCUGAUACUUCUUUGAAGCUUGGGUUACCUUACUCCAAUGGAAUUUGAAGGAUGAUGCUGGUGGAGAUUAUUUUUAGUGCAAAAGAGGAAGGCUAAUAUAGACUAAAAAUUCUAUAUUUUCCAUUUAAGUCAAAGCUUGUUUAAUCCCCCUCCCCUCCCUUCUUUGGUAAGCAUGAAAACAAGUAUAUUAACUCGACCAACUUAAAGGAAAGCUCAAAAUUACAUUAUGGUUAUAGUGUUGUUAUAGUAGAAUACAAAACUAGCUUUGUAUGUAUGUGUUUUGUAAAGUCCUAUUCUCA
Molecule: messenger RNA, 854 nt
Organism: Telopea speciosissima
Lineage: Eukaryota; Viridiplantae; Streptophyta; Magnoliopsida; Proteales; Proteaceae
Product: MADS-box protein JOINTLESS-like
Exons: 8
Coding region: 1-603 (200 amino acids)
Biological process (GO): regulation of DNA-templated transcription
Cellular component (GO): nucleus
Molecular function (GO): DNA-binding transcription factor activity
Source: RefSeq, a predicted model, not a curated record